Paramecium pentaurelia is the source of this 522-nucleotide messenger RNA. NCBI's taxonomy places the organism in Eukaryota, Ciliophora, Oligohymenophorea, Peniculida, Parameciidae. The record is from the annotation of a GenBank genome assembly.
AUGUUUUCCUCAAUGAAGAUUAUUAAAAUUGGAAUAAGAAAAAAAGCAGAAAUACCAAUUACUUCAACUGGAGAUUAAGAGGAAUAAUACUUUCAAGACUUAGACUAAUAGAAAUAAUCUGAAGAAUCUCUAUAUUUUGAAUUCAAAAGAAUGAGAAUUUCUGCAGAAAAAGAUGAACUAGUUAGUUACAAAAAAAAAAAAAAAUUAUAAUAAUAAGGAGAAAAUUUCAUGUUUCUCUAUCAAUAAAAUCAUCCAAUAAUUGAAGAAACUAUUAAUUAUAAAUCAACUAAAAAUAAUUCUGAUUAAUAGGAGAUUUAGAUUAACUAAGAUAAUACUAUAUCUUCUUCAGAUUAAUAAAUAGAAUAAUUUAAUAUUGUUAAAGUUGACGAAAUUGAUUAUGUUAAUAAAUUAAGUUUCUUAAAGUAGCAAGCAUGUAAGAAUGGAACCAGAUUCAAACCAAAAACAUUUAAGAAAACUAAACUUGAUAAUCUUAAAAUUAAAAAUAAGUUAAUCUCAAAAUGA